AGUCACAAGACCUCUCAGCUGAGGCUGUCGUCUUUACUUGUAUUUGGGAUUUAUUGGAUUCUUUGAUCUUUAUUCCAAUUAUUAUUGGCUUGAUCAUAAUUCUAUGAUAUCCUAGCCAAAAUGGCUAACAUCAACGAGGAAAAUGUUAGUAAGCUUAUUGGCGAAGAGAAUAUUGAUAUGAUCGCCGCCACCAGCGUCCUGCAGUUGAGGGCCAGUGAAAUCCGCCAAACGGAUAUAAAAUGGCAAUCGUAUCUGCAGUCUCAGAUGAUCACGCAGCACGACCAUGACUUCGUGUCGGCCCUGGACCGUGGCAAGAAGGACCUUCCGGAUAAGAACCCCGAUGAGUGCUGCACGGUAUUCGUAAACCUGCUCACCCAUGUCAGCAAGGAUCACACUAUCCAGUACAUUCUGGUUAUGAUUGAUGAUAUCCUGUCUGAGAACAAGAACCGAGUGAAGAUUUUCCGUGAACACAACAAGUCGGGACAAGUCUGGCAGCCUUUCCUGAACCUGCUGAACCGCCAAGACGAGUUUGUGCAGCACAUGACUGCUCGCAUCAUUGCCAAGUUGGCAUGCUGGCACCCGCAGCUCAUGGACAAGAGCGACCUCAACUUCUACCUGACGUGGCUGAAGGAACAGCUCAAACAGAAUGCGGAGAAAAUGUCUGCCGAGUUAGCGCAUGCCGAGCAGGUUAUGUUGGCUCAUGAGAAACCGAUCGUGGACAAACACAAGCACAAGUACAAGGCCCCCGAAGCCCAGGGCAAAUACCACAGCCUUUACACCUCCUUCGACGACCUUGCGCCCCUCGAGGACCUGCCCCCGGGCUCCAAGAAGCACAUCGACUACAUCCAGUCGGUGGCGCGCUGCCUGCAGAUGAUGCUGCGUGUGGACGAGUACCGCUUCGCCUUCCUGUCUGUGGACGGUAUCUCCACGCUGCUGUCCAUCCUCGCCUCCAGGGUUAACUUCCAGGUCCAAUACCAGCUUGUGUUCUGCCUGUGGGUGCUGACCUUCAACCCUCUGCUGGCCGAGAAGAUGAACAAGUUCAACGCCAUCCCCAUCCUCGCCGACAUCCUGAGCGACUCCGUUAAGGAGAAGGUCACUCGCAUCGUGCUCGCCGUGUUCCGUAACCUCAUCGAGAAGCCUGAGGACAGCCAGGUGGCAAAGGAGCACUGCAUCGCCAUGGUGCAAUGCAAAGUCCUGAAGCAGCUCGCGAUCCUCGAGCAGAAGCGCUCCGACGACGAGGACAUCAUGAACGACGUGGACUUCCUCAACAACCGCCUGCAGGCUUCCGUCCAGGACCUGAGCUCCUUCGACCAGUACGCUACUGAAGUUAAGAGUGGACGACUGGAAUGGUCGCCCGUGCACAAAUCCGCCAAGUUCUGGCGCGAGAACGCGGCCCGCCUUAACGAACGCGGCCAGGAGCUCCUGCGCACGCUGGUCCACCUGCUCGAGCGUAGCCAGGACCCCGUGGUGUUGGCCGUCGCCUGCUACGACGUGGGAGAAUACGUGCGUCACUAUCCCAGGGGCAAGCAUGUUAUUGAGACCCUCGGCGGCAAGCAGCGCGUGAUGCACCUCCUGAGCCACGAAGACCCCAACGUGCGGUACGAGGCCCUCCUCGCCGUCCAGAAGCUUAUGGUGCACAACUGGGAGUACCUCGGCAAACAGCUGGAAAAGGAACAAAUCGACAAGCAGGCGGGCACCGUUGUCGGAGCUAAGGCUUAAGCAAUAUAUAUAUUUAAAGCUUUGUUGUUAUCGAGUAUUUAGAUUACGGGCCUCUAUUACUGUUACAAAUGUACUAAUAUGAUGUAACGCUGUUCAGUGUGACCAUGAAUACAUUUAACACGCCCUAAACUUUGUAAAUAAGUCCCAAUUCAUGUUACCUAAUUUCAAAUAGUAGAAGAGUAUUAUUGUUCAGUCAACAUUUAAAAGCAAUUUGAUUUAUUUAUUGUACACCUACAGUUGUUUUUAAAAGUAAGAAAGUCUAAUGAUUGUCAAUAUCCACAUUCCUAUUUAUAAUUGUUAUAUAAAAAUCGAUAUAUUAAUGUAUGCUUCAAGAAAAAUACUGUUAUAAUUAAUAAAAGUAAAUAAAGUGUUAGAAGAAUUUACGUAGCAACUUAAAGUUGUUGAGAGCUGCGACAGUAUUGUGAAUAAAUUAAAUAAAUAGCGCAAA
Molecule: messenger RNA, 2167 nt
Organism: Leguminivora glycinivorella
Lineage: Eukaryota; Metazoa; Arthropoda; Insecta; Lepidoptera; Tortricidae
Gene: VhaSFD
Product: V-type proton ATPase subunit H
Exons: 11
Coding region: 121-1719 (532 amino acids)
Biological process (GO): proton transmembrane transport
Cellular component (GO): lysosomal membrane; vacuolar proton-transporting V-type ATPase, V1 domain
Molecular function (GO): proton-transporting ATPase activity, rotational mechanism; protein binding
Source: RefSeq, a predicted model, not a curated record